CUGGACUUGUACACAAUUGCAGUGGACUUACUUUUUCCUGGAUUUGGGUAGAUAAUAUCUAGUUUUCGGCGUUUGGUUGCCGCCAACGCCAAGCUAACCUUCAAAAUGCCGCGGAACAGAAAAAGUGGGCUUGCGGUGGGCAACUCCAUCGAGGAAGAGGUCAAAAUGGCAGUGGGAAUGACCAUCCGCCAAUUCAUGACCGACCACACUCGCAUGGAGCACGCUUUUCCUUCGUCCCUGACCAGAGAGCAGCGUGCCUAUGUCCACCAGUUUGCUAUUGAGAACAACUUGCAGUCGAAGAGCAGAGGCAAGGGUCCAAAUCGGUUCCUCACCAUUUACAAAAGGGAUGGAUCAACCAUCAUUGGGGAUGAUGCCACCCUCCCUUUGGGCGUCAGCUCACUGGAAGACAUUGGCCGGCUGCUGUCUCGUAAUCCAGUUACUCCCAAAGAGCGUCAGGAGGUUGCCCCUUACGUCGAUAGAGAUGCAGAGAGACGAAUGGAGGCCAUGGUUCGCACAGCCGUCAGCGAGGCCAAAAAGGAUGCAGCAUGUCGAAUUUUGGGUCGUUUGUCAAGUGGCGUGGCUCAGGUGCCACCCCAAGCCAAUGGAAAUCCUGAAAUCACGCUGCAAAGAGCUGGCCUCCCAAUUGCUGCCUAUCGAGAGGAAAUCCUGAAUGCGAUCGGCGCCAAUCAAGUGACAAUCAUCUGCGGCGAGACCGGCAGUGGCAAGACGACUCAGGUGCCUCAGUUCCUUCUGGAACAGGCAACAACAGCUGGAAAGGCUUGUCGGCUGAUCUGCGGUCAACCGAGGAGAAUUGCUGCAGUCAGUGUGUCAGAGAGGGUUGCUUCUGAAAGGGGAGAGGAAUUGGGAUCAACUGUCGGUUAUCAAGUUAGACUGGAGAGCAGAACCUCUCUUAAAUCGCUGUUGACUUACUGCACAUAUGGAGUGCUAUUGCGCUCCUUGAUGGCUGGAGACACGGCUCUGGCCUCUGUGAGCCAUGUCAUUGUGGAUGAAGUGCAUGAAAGGGACCGACAUUGCGACUUCCUACUGCUUGUCUUAAGAGACAUGCUAGCCAGGUGCAGGGGACUGCGUCUGGUGCUCAUGUCGGCGACUGCCGACCUCAACACACUCACAAAUUACUUUAGGGGAGCUGUAAUUAUCAAUGUGCCAGGAAAACUCUACGAGGUUGAGGAAUUUUUCUUAGAAGAUGUUCUCAGGAUCACUGGAUAUGAGAUUCCUGGCAGUAAGAAACCUGCCAAAAACCAAGAAGCAGUGGAUUCUCAAACCAUCGAGAAACUUGACGAAGCGAUGGAAGCAGCCUGGGACCAAGGCAGCGAUGAGAACUUCUCGAGGCUUCUUGGUCUGCUGGAGGGUCGUUCGGUCGAUCACCGCCACACCUAUACUCAAGCGACCGCUCUGAUGAUUGCCGCAGCCAAAAACAGGCCUGAUGUGGUGACACAGCUCUUGUCCAAAGGCGCAGAUCCUUCUGCCGUGGCCAACAAUGAGUUCACUGCACUCGAGUGGGCUGUCGAGUGCGGCUACGAAAACAUUGCCCAAAUGCUCAGAGAGUAUAUUGAGUCUGGUUCUCCCCAAGUAAUCAGCCAAGACCAAGAAAGGCUUGACACAUAUCAAAAGGAGGCAGCAGCUGCCGACGACAGCAUAGAUCACAACCUGGUCGCCACCUUGGUGGCCCAUUUGUCUUCAAAGGGAGACCCUGGAGCCAUCCUGAUAUUCAUGCCUGGCUACGAGGACAUCGUGGGCUGUUCUGAAAAAAUCCACGAAGCCAUGACCAGCGUUGGAGUCCAUUACAAAGUGUUCAUGCUUCACUCAAACAUAAAUACAUCUGAACAAAAGCAGGUCUUCCGUGUAAUCCCUGAGAGAAAGAUCAUUCUCUCGACCAAUAUUGCUGAAACGAGUGUUACUAUUGAGGACGUUGUGUAUGUGAUUGACAGUGGAAAAGUGAAGGAGAAGUCCCUUGAUGCUGGAACUGGCAUAUGCCAAUUGAAAUGCAUGUGGAUUUCAGAGGCGUGUGCCAAGCAACGUCAGGGUCGGGCUGGCCGACUGCAACCUGGCCAGUGCUACAGGCUGUACUCAAGACAGCGCUUCCAGUGGUUCACAAAGCACGCUACUCCAGAAAUUUUGCGCUUGCCUCUUCAUGAGCUUUGUCUGGCUGCAAAGUUGCUGGCUCCCUUCAACACUUCAAUCGCAGACUUCCUUGCCAAAGCGCCAGAACCUCCUCCACCUUUGGCAACGCGGAAUGCAGUGAACUUGCUUAAACUGACUGACGCCCUCACACCUUGUGAAGAUCUCACUGAGUUGGGACAACAUCUAGUCAAUCUCGCUGUUGAGCCCAGACUUGGGAAAUGCCUGCUCUUUGCCAUUCUCCUGAGGUGCUUGGAUCCAGUGCUCACAAUCGUCUGUACCUUAGCGCACAAGGAGCCGUUUGUGUUACCACAAGCCCCAUACCUGAGGAAAUCCUCUAGCGAAUCAAAGCGGAGGUUGGCUGCUGGUACCUUCAGUGAUCACAUGACUUUACUCAGAGCGUUCCAGUUGUGGCAGGAGUCUCGCACAAAGAACAGGGAUCGCAAAUUUUGCGAGCAGAAUUUCGUGUCUCACGCAGUGCUUGAGAUGGUCACUGGUCUACGCUCUCAACUUCUUGGCCAGUUGCGCGCUUCCGGCUUUGUCAGAACCAGGGGAGGAUGUGACUUGCACGAGCUUAACCAGUUCUCAGACAACUGGGCUGUCAUCAAGGCUGCACUGACGGCUGGGCUGUAUCCUAAUUUAGCCAGGGUGGACCGUGAUCACCAGCAGCUACGAACCAGGACGGAAGCGAAGGUGAGAUUCCAUCCGAGCACUGUGCUUCGUGAUGGUGGUGACUACAAAAACACGCUGACUGAACUGCCCUCUGACUGGAUACUAUAUGAAGAAAUGGGAAGGAUGGGGCGCAUGUGCCACAUUAGAACUUGCACUGUGGUCAGUCCGGUGACAGUGUUCCUCAUGGCUGGACCUUCAAGGAUGGCCUACGAUCCGCAGUUUGAUGGCGAGGCUGACGAGGCUAGAUGCCAGUUGGCAGCCGAGUUGGAGAGUGACAGCGAGAACGAGGACGAGCCCUGUCGCACCUUGCUGCGUCUUGACGAGUGGGCGUCCUUCCGUCUGGAAGCCAGCAACGCCAGAGCUUUGGUGCAGCUGAGACAGAAACUGCACUCUCUGUUCCUAAGAAGACUCAAGGGUCCAGCAGCACAAAAGGUUGCCAGCCAAGGAGAUGACCAAGUGAUCCGCACCGUGGUCAGCGUUCUCACUAACGAAGAGAAGUCCCUGAAACUUCCUCAGCCUCUAGGAAUCGGACAGAAGCCGAGAACUUUCGACUUUUCUAGACCCUACGAGCGCUCCACCGACUCAAGCUCUGCCACAUCCUCCCCCUGCAUGUCUCCAAAUUCUGACUCGUCACACACAUCAGACUCGGCCAUUCGCUACCUUGUAAUCAAGAAUGGCUCACUGCAGUUGCUUCAUGACGCUGUUGCUUCUGGUCAUUGGACAUUCACUCCCAACACCCUCCGCUCCAUUGCCAAGGCUCAGCGAGAGGGCAAAACUGUGGUAGUCAUCUUCAGCGUUCAGGGUAGUGGCGGUUUCCAGGGUUACGCCAGGCUUGGAAGACCUGAAAUGGCCACCUGUUCACUACAGUGGCUCAAAGUUGGUGAUGUGCCGUUCCAGGCUGCUCGGCAUUUGUUGAAUCCAUGGCACAACAACCAAAGGGUGCAGCACAGCAGGGAUGGGCAGGCGCUGGAGCCCAGAGUUGGAGAAGCUCUAUGCCAGCUGUGGGACAGACUGCCACCCCAUCCAGCAACUCUUCCUAUGCCACAUUUUGUGUCCGAAUCCAUGCCCCAAUCAUUUGGAGGUAGAGCUAUCAGAGGCAACUACGACCCAUACAGACCAAGAAAUAAGUACUACUAAUUGUGAAGACAUUCCUCUGUGUAUAAUCUUGCUAAUAAAGGUUCACCAUCAUUUUCUUUUCAAAAAUCUCAACUUUAAUUAAGGUUUCAAUUUCUCUUCACUUUGUACAAUAAUUACCUACCCUUUAAAUCUAUUCACAUUGAUGCAUACAUAUAAUUGCGGAAGUAUUUUUUUUUAAAUUUAACAAAAAAAGUGAUGCAGAAGAAACAUUUUGAAAAGCGCGCAAUUUAAUAUUUUGACUUAUAGACUGCUCUGACGCCCUAUCUUAAUCACAGAAUUCGAAAGAAACGUAACGAUAUUUAGAGAGAGAAUCAAAAUAAAACAUAGUGCGCGACAGACGAUGCAUUUCAAAGCAGUCUUUGUUCCGAAUCGGAUGGCAAAAGUCAGGCAGAUUACUGGGUGGGGGAGAAGGUAGUUGGGUGUAGAAUGCGAGAGUCCAUCUCCCUGAUCAGUGGUACCGUGUAGGCAACGCAUUCGUCCCAGCCUGGCAUGCGCCACGCUGCUUCUCUCGUUUCCUUGCGCACUUGCAAGUCAGGGUAGCACCAAAUGUGGUGCACAUUGUAUAGACGUCCGACCUGAAAG
Molecule: messenger RNA, 4530 nt
Organism: Cloeon dipterum
Lineage: Eukaryota; Metazoa; Arthropoda; Insecta; Ephemeroptera; Baetidae
Product: 3'-5' RNA helicase YTHDC2-like
Exons: 15
Coding region: 106-3948 (1280 amino acids)
Cellular component (GO): intracellular anatomical structure
Molecular function (GO): helicase activity; RNA binding; ATP binding
Source: RefSeq, a predicted model, not a curated record